CAGUAUCAGGAAGAAGCAGUGAAAGAGGCGCUUGGGAAGCCUUUCACCCUUGUUCAGGGUCCUCCAGGUACUGGUAAGACGGUGACAGGUGUCCACAUAGCCUUCUGGUUUGUGAAACGAAACAUGCAGCAGCGACAUGACGAUAUCGACAUCGUUCUGCCAGACAGUGACGACCAGCCUAAAGCACCUCCACAAGUGAUUUACUGCGGACCCUCCAACAAGUCAGUGGACGUGGUAGCUAAAUACAUGCUUAAAAUUCCUGGCCUCAAGAUCAUCCGUGUGUAUGGCGACCGUAGAGAGCAGGCGGAGUUUCCAAUUCCUAACAAACGCCAACCACUAAAAAAUUCAACGGACGACGAAACUCAAAUUUCAAAUGAGGGUAAUGAACUGAAAGCAGUCUCACUACAUCACGUCAUUCGAAGGGAUCCCUGUCCGUUUGCCACCGAGCUUGGAGAGUAUGAGCGCAAAUUUUAUGAUGAUAGGAAGAACGAUCUCAGGACCAGUGACAAAGAAGUCGAAGAAUACCGCGAACUCAUCGGACAGGCCGAAAGUUGGGCUCUUCAAAAGUCUGGAGUCCAGAUCAUCCUUUGUACAUGCGCAGCAUCGGGAAAACCCAGGCUAACCAGAUCCUGUGACAAUAUCCAACAAUGCAUUGUGGAUGAAUGUGGCAUGUGCAUGGAACUGGAAUCCCUCGUGCCAAUCGCGUACUCAAAAGCGCGACAAGUGGUUUUGAUUGGUGACCACAAACAGUUACAGCCGGUCAUCCAAGACAACUUGGCAAUGACACUUGGAAUGAGUGUAUCUAUGUUUGAGAGGCUUUCUGAGCGAGCUAAGAUGCUAGAGCUGCAGUACAGAAUGCAAGAAGAAAUUUGCAGAUUUCCCUCUGAGUACUUUUAUGAAGAAAAGUUAAGGACAGACCCGUCGGUUCCAACCUUGGAUCGUCGUUUACGAUCCUUUUGGCCUGCUCCUGCGAAACCGGGACAGAACUUUCCAAUGGCAUUUUGCCAUGUUGAGGGAGAAGAGGAAAGCAGUUCCAUCAAGACGGCACAUAGUAAUGAACAGUCAAAGGCAAAUGAGAAGGAAGUCAGGAAAGUGUUGCAAGUGGCAAGAUCCUUAGUCUACAGAUACGACGUGGAUGCGUCAAAAGUCGUGAUUUUGUCACCUUACAGAGAACAGCGAAGCAAAAUUAGCGAGUCUUUAAAAAAAGUGUACAGGUGUAAAGAUAUCCCCGUCACAACCAUCGUAAAAAGCCAGGGUAAAUUCACUUUUUUAUGCUUUCUUUGUAUUUUGUUAACGUCUGCUUUUAACUGGAAAUCACAGGUAUCCCAAUUAAUGCUUCACAUUAUUAGCGCAGCACAUCCCAUAUAUAAUGUAUGCCGCGGUUUCCAGUCUGUAUCGAGUAUUUCUUUCUUUCACUUUUUUGUUGUUUAUUGUUGUUUUGGUUGUUGCUGUUAUUGUUAUUGUUGUCGUUGCUGUGACAAGAUCACGACUUUUGACGCAUCCACGUCGUAUCUGCAGACUAAGGAACCUGCCACUUGCAACUGA
Orbicella faveolata is the source of this 1545-nucleotide messenger RNA. RefSeq names its product 3'-5' exoribonuclease HELZ2-like. Lineage: Eukaryota; Metazoa; Cnidaria; Anthozoa; Scleractinia; Merulinidae. Gene Ontology annotation, molecular function: 5'-3' DNA helicase activity; protein binding; RNA nuclease activity. The record is from RefSeq and is a predicted model, not a curated record.